AUGCAGGAGUUUGAUCGUGAAGUUGGUGCGCAAUCCUGCCAGCAGGCAAAGGAAGUGGCCAAUUGGGGAGAGAAUCCCAAGGUAAAUGACCCAGGGAGAGGUUGCAAAGGUACCAACACUAAAGGGAAAGCAAAAGCAAGUCCAGAGCAAUUGCAAGAUGUACCUGAACCAAAGCAACUGUGGAGGAAGAAGUCGUUCAACUUCAGCACUUAUAAGUUUCAUGUGCUGGGGGAUUAUGUCGCCUCCAUUCAUCAUUUUGGCACAACAGAUUCAUACAGCACUGAGUCAAUUGAGCACCAUGAGGCAUGCUUGUGCUGCAUCAAGCAAUGGCAAUGGCAGCAAGUCCAUCAUGCAGACACACCUGAAAUGGCAAGCAAUCCCCAAGUACACCAUCACAUUGGCAAAAGCAAGAAGAUGUACAAUGAGUUUGGUCAGUACCUCCGCAAGCAUGCAGGGGAUCCUGCUAUUAAGCACAACUCCAUUCUCUUCAAGCACAACCACAUUUAUCACCACAACCUCGCCAGAUUCAACUAUACCACCUAUGAUGUCCGAUGGGCUCAAGAUGUGAUCAAUUCAAGGACUCCUCACUGCAACAUCAUGUUGCUCAACAACAACUGCAGUGAUGAUGAGCAUGGAGGUGACUACAGCUAUGCCAAAGUCAUCAGCAUACACCAUGUUAAUGUUGUGCACACAGCAAACAUAUGGUAUGAAUCUGUGCAAAGUCAUGCAUGGGACAUGCACACUUUGGGUUGCAUUCAUUUCCAGCCUCUGGCAAACCAGAAUGCAUUUGGCUUCAUGGACCCCAGAGUCAUACUCAGGGUAACAAACUCGAUUGGCAUGAGUACUACACCAACAGUGCAGAUGGCAGAUGGAUAUUUAGACCGUGGAGAAAGGCAUCAACCUCCUGAUAAUGAAGAGGAUGAUGAAGACAGUUAUAUUGGCACCAAGGAACUCUAUUUUUUUGAUCAGGGGAAUGCCAGCACAGAGUCACUCUCACUGGCACUGGACGAUAUGUUUCCUAUUGACCAUGCUUAUGACUAUGAAAAUUAA
This is a messenger RNA of Suillus subaureus, 1050 nucleotides long. RefSeq lists its product as uncharacterized. The coding region runs from base 1 to 1050 and encodes 349 amino acids. The transcript is spliced from 6 exons. The record is from RefSeq and is a predicted model, not a curated record. NCBI's taxonomy places the organism in Eukaryota, Fungi, Basidiomycota, Agaricomycetes, Boletales, Suillaceae.